Eupeodes corollae is the source of this 784-nucleotide messenger RNA. It is a transcript of the gene RpL13, whose product is annotated as 60S ribosomal protein L13. Gene Ontology annotation, biological process: translation. Gene Ontology annotation, molecular function: structural constituent of ribosome; RNA binding. The coding region runs from base 92 to 748 and encodes 218 amino acids. The record is from RefSeq and is a predicted model, not a curated record. Gene Ontology annotation, cellular component: ribosome; cytosolic large ribosomal subunit. The transcript has 4 exons. NCBI's taxonomy places the organism in Eukaryota, Metazoa, Arthropoda, Insecta, Diptera, Syrphidae.
UUUCAAAAUGGUCGAAACAAACGUGGUCGUCAUAUUUCCUUUUCCUUUUUAAAUUUGUUGUCCUAAAGUACAGAUAAAUACUUCGUACAAAAUGGGUAAGGGAAAUAAUAUGAUUCCAAAUGCCCAUUUCCACAAAUACUGGCAACGGCAUGUGAGAACAUGGUUCAACCAACCCGCCAGGAAAGUGAGGAGGCGUCAAAACAGGGUAAAGAAAGCCAAAGCUUUAUUCCCUCGUCCAGCUGCCGGUUUACUUCGUCCAGUAGUCAGAUGCCCAACUAUUCGCUACCACACCAAGUUGCGUCAAGGUAGAGGAUUUACCUUGGAAGAACUUAAGGGUGCCGGUUUUACUUCUGGAUUUGCCAAAUCAAUUGGUAUUUCUGUUGACAAGAGACGUCGCAAUAAGUCGAUUGAAUCUCGCCAAACAAACAUCCAACGUUUGAAGGAAUACAGGAGUAAAUUGGUUCUUUUCCCGAUUAACGAGAAGAAGAUUGCCAAGGGUGAAUCUUCUCUUGAGGAAUGCAAGUUGGCUGAGCAACUUAAAUCGAAGAGAAUCAUGCCUUUGACUAAGGACGUUCCUGUCAUCACCUACAGGGAAGUUACCAAGGAAGAAAAGGCAUUCGGAGCAUUCGCCACCCUCCGAAAGGCUCGCUCCGAUGCUCGUUUGGUAGGAGUCCGCGCUAAGAAGGCAAAGGAAAAUGCAGACAACCCAGAAGAUGCCGUUAAAGAUGUUAAAAAAGCUAAGAAGUAAAUAAAAAAAUAACAUCGCAGAUUUUUUAAUAGUAAA